AUGAGCGGUAAAAGAGCAAAAAAAAUGAAUGUUACGGGAGCAAAAAUCUGUGACGAAUUACCUUAUCCGGAAACCCGAGAUAUAGUUUUACCAAAUCAAACUGAAUGUGUUUCCCAGAUUGCUGUUGAUAUCGGUGGUUCUUUAGCCAAAGUAGUUUAUUUUUCCAAAAGACCAAAUACUACCAAAGGUGGAAGCUUAAAUUUUAUUAAAUUCGAAACUGAUAAAAUUGACGAAUGUAUAGAUUUUAUAAGUAGUUUAGUUGCGGCAAGAAGGAACCCCGAUGCAUCUGACUUGAAGAAAAAAAUUGUUAUAAAAGCUACAGGUGGUGGGGCUCAUAAAUUUUAUGAUUCAUUUACUAAAAAAUUAAAAGAGGUUAAAGUGGAAAAGGAAGAUGAAAUGGAAUGCUUAAUCAUAGGAUUGAAUUUCCUGAUCUCAGAAAUUCCUUAUGAAGUCUUUACAUAUAGCGAACAUGAUCCAAUGUGCUUUGAAGGUACUCCAACUCCAGCGAAUAUGUUUCCGUAUAUGCUUGUAAAUAUCGGAUCCGGUGUAAGUAUAUUGAAAGUAACCGAUUCUGAUAAGUUUGAUCGUAUCUCUGGUACUUCGUUAGGAGGGGGCACUUUGUGGGGCCUACUAUCCCUAUUGACUGGUGCAAAGUCAUUUGAUGAAAUGUUGGAACUAAGCAAAAAUGGUGACAACACGAAUGUGGACAUGUUAGUCGGUGAUAUAUAUGGGUCAGAUUACAAUAAAAUUGGCUUAAAGUCCACAACGAUCGCUUCUUCAAUGGGCAAAGUGUUCAAAAAAAAUGUUAAACAAGACGUCGGAAAUUUUAGAAGUGAGGACAUUUCAAAAUCUUUGUUAUAUAUGGUCAGUAAUAAUAUUGGACAGAUUGCUUAUUUAAAUGCUAAAGCCCAUGGAUUGAAAAGAAUUUAUUUUGGUGGAUGUUUUAUCAGGGGACAUCCGAUUACGAUGAAUACGUUGUCUUAUGCCAUCAACUUCUGGUCUCAAGGAACAAUUAAGGCUUUAUUCCUUCGUCAUGAAGGAUAUCUUGGUGCGGUUGGCGCUUUCCUUAAAAAUAAAAAACAACGUUCAUAUUCAUUCUCGGAAAUCUUUACAAAGCCACAAAUGAUUACGGAAGAUUCCAUCAAUGCUUAUGGAACCUUGGAAAGCACUUCAACGAAAUUAGUAGCAUUCCCAAAGCUAAAAAAUUUGGACGAUUAUCAUCCAGACACAUUGCAGUUGACAGACCCAACAGCUCAGAGACACUGGAUUGAUGCGUUAGAAAAGAACCUUCAUAAUCUUGUUGAAUUGGCUGUAGAAUGGUCUUCGAAUGGCGAAUAUGGUGAGCAAUACAAAGAGGAUGUUAAGCGUAGAGCAUCAUCAUUUGAUACGUUAUUCCGUAGUCAUUUGGCAAUGUUAAGAAAUCAACCUAACAUGUAUGGUGCUUUGACGGUUCGAAGCCUUUUGGAUCUUCGAGAGCAAUGUUUACACGAACUUGGGUUUCCCGAUAUUUUUGCUAAAGUCAAGACAGAAGAAAAUAAGUUGGCGUUACUUAAUUUACAAGAAAUAUUGAACAAAGUGGAUUCUAUACAAUCAGUGGAAGAUAAAAUCGAAUUAUUGAUAGAAAAUGUUUUGGCCGGUAAUAUGUUUGAUUGGGGAUCAAGUCAAGUAUUGGAAAUGCUAAGAAAGGGAGAAUUAUCUUUUGAAACAGCCAAAGCGAAAGUGACGAGACCUGAUCAUUUGAACAAUACUAGAAGCUUUAUAGAAAGGAUUACGAGUAAAGAUAAGCCACCUUUCAAGAAGGCAGUGAUCUUUGUAGACAACUCUGGUGCUGAUAUAAUCUUGGGGAUAAUCCCUUUUGCUAGAUUUUUAAUCUCAUUAGGAAUGGACAUUAUUUUGGCCGCCAAUAGUUUUCCCGCCGUUAAUGAUAUUACUUUUGAAGAAUUAUCAGUAGUAGUAACAUCGAUCGCUGAAAUUGAUCAUUUAAUAGCGGCGGCAUGGACAUCCAAAAAAUUAUCAGUUAUAGGAACUGGUAGCGCAAGCCCUUGUUUGGAUUUACGGAGGAUAAACGAUGAUUUAGCUGAGGAAUGUAAAGAUGUUGAUUUAGUUGUAUUAGAGGGAAUGGGAAGAGCCAUUCACACAAAUUACAAUGUGAAAUUUACAUGUGAAUCACUUAAAAUUGCAGUAUUUAAAAAUGCCAUUACCGCGAUGGAAUUAGGUGCUCAUAUGUAUGAUGCGAUAGUUUCAUAUGAAGGAAAUAAUUGA
This is a messenger RNA of Funneliformis mosseae, 2262 nucleotides long. Lineage: Eukaryota; Fungi; Glomeromycota; Glomeromycetes; Glomerales; Glomeraceae. The record is from the annotation of a GenBank genome assembly.